Branchiostoma belcheri (Belcher's lancelet) is the source of this 999-nucleotide messenger RNA. Its product is annotated as short-chain collagen C4-like. The annotation marks the transcript as partial. NCBI's taxonomy places the organism in Eukaryota, Metazoa, Chordata, Leptocardii, Amphioxiformes, Branchiostomatidae. The transcript is spliced from 6 exons. The record is from RefSeq and is a predicted model, not a curated record.
AUGACUGCAGAGAAGAGUCCGUUCCUGUCCGGUGGACCGACCCGCCGGGACCGUCUCCCCGUGUUGGUCGGGCCGCUGGUGGGCGUCCUGGCCGCCCUGGUGUGCGGGAUCAGCGUGCUGACGGGGGUGGUGGUGGAAGGUGCAGGUUUGGGUGCGGAUGUCGUCAGUACGAGUCAGGAUGAGGCUGUGCGAGUCAAGAGACAAGCUAUCGGCUCUUCCGGGCUGUUCGACCGCUGCGCUCAAGGUCCUCCUGGGCGAGACGGUCGGGAUGGACUAGCCGGACAGCCCGGGACAGACGGACAGCCCGGGACGGACGGACAGCACGGGCGGGACGGACGGGAUGGCGUUCAAGGUGUGGCUGGACCAGCAGGACCUGUGGGCUUGCAGGGUCCACCCGGGGACAAGGGAGACACAGGACCGCCGGGAAGAGACGGGGCGCCAGGCGCAGGAGGAAGUGUGUACAUCCGAUGGGGGAGGAAGACUUGCGCUGAUAACGGCGGAGCAGAGUUGGUGUACUCGGGUGUUGCGGGAGGCACAGAUUACACUCAGUCAGGCGGCGGGACCAACUACCAGUGUCUGCCGACCGACCCACAGUGGGGACUGUACCAAGAUGGAGUCCAGGGGGAGAAGUCUUACAUAUACGGCGCUGAGUAUGAGUUGAAUACAAACGUUCCGUUCGGCUCCACCUCCCUUCACGAUAACGACGUCCCGUGUGCGGUCUGCUACGUCCCAACCCGCGGCAGUAAGUUAAUGAUCCCCGCCCGUAACACCUGUUAUAGCGGCUGGACCCGCGAGUACCAUGGCUACCUCAUGGCUGGUUACUACGGCCACCACGGGUCUAAAGAGUACGUCUGUGUGGAUGAACAGCCUGAGGCCGUACCUGGUGGACACGCGGACCAUAACGGAGCGCUGUUCUACCCCGUGGAAGCCCGCUGUGGGUCCUUGCCGUGUUCCCCUGGCCACUACGUGGAAGGGAGGGAACUCACCUGUGUCGUCUGC